CUCGACAGGCAGAGAGAGAGAAGCUAGUAGAGGCAGAUACCUGAAGGGCGAUAGAUCAGGUGUACAACACAAACAGAGGGAAUUGUUUUUUCCCCGUAUCUUAGCGUCUCAUUCUGCACAAUAUUAGUGUUUUCUUUAUUGUACUUUUUGUGAGUUAGCCUUAGAGUUCAUUGUGUGUACCGGCCAGCAGAAUGGGCCCUCCCCUAAAGGUGCAUGAGCUGAUCAGAGUAAUCCGCAGCGUUAAGACACAGAACGAAGAGCGAGAGGUGAUCCAGAGAGAGUGUGCUGACAUCCGCUCCUCCUUCAGGGAUGAGGACUCGCUAUACCGUGGCCGCAGUGUGGCCAAACUCCUCUACAUGCAUAUGCUGGGCUACCCUGCACACUUCGGACAGAUGGAGUGUUUGAAGCUAAUUGCUUCACCCAAGUUUAAUGACAAGCGGAUUGGAUACCUUGGCGCCAUGAUGCUAUUGGAUGAGAGACAGGAUGCCCACCUUUUGAUAACCAACAGCAUGAAGAGGGAUCUAGAGCACAGCUCUCCCAUCGUCCAAGGGUUGUCUCUCUGCACUCUGGCCUGCCUAGGGUCCACUGAAAUGUGCCGUGACCUGGCUGGGGAAGUGGAGCGUCUCCUGCGCACAUCAAAUAGCCACAUCAAGAAGAAGGCUGUUCUAUGUGCAGUCCACAUAAUACGGAAGGUUCCAGAGUUGGUGGAGAUGUUCAUUCCUGUGAGUGAGGAGCUGCUUGGGGAGAAGAGGCAUGGUGUGCUGUAUGGAGCUGUCCUUUUGGUCACCGAAAUCUGUCUGAGACACCCUGGGGCGUGCAAACGUUUCCGCAAGCUAUUCCCAUUACUUCUACAAAAGCUUAGACAGAUCAUGUCUGAAUAUUCUCCGGAGCAUGCCGUGUCAGGUGUCACUGACCCUUUCCUGCAGGUGCGCCUCUUGCGGCUAAUGAGAGUUCUAGGACAAAAUGAUGAGAGUGUCUGUGAUGCCAUGGGUGACUUGCUAGCCCAAGUCUCCACUUGCACUGAAACGCAGUCUAAUGCCGGAAACGCUGUCUUAUAUGAGACAGUUCUAACUAUUGUGGAAACUAAAUCUGCAAGCGGCCUGCGGGUUCUUGCUGUUAACAUCCUUGGACGCUUUCUGCUAAGUAAUGAUAAAAACAUCAGAUACAUUGCUCUGACGUCUCUCCAACGGUUAGUGCAGUCAGAUAACGCCGCGGUACAGAGACAUCGAUUAACCAUUGUGGAAUUUCUCAAACAGUCAGACACGUCUGUCAACAGGAAGGCCCUGGAAUUAUGCUUUGCCCUAGUAAAUGAGAACAACAUCCGUGUUAUGAUGAAGGAGUUUCAGAGGUUUCUCCAGACCUGCUCACCAGAGCUAAGAGAGCAUUGUACGUCUGGAAUAUUCCUCUGCGCCGAGAAGUUCUCCCCUUCCAAGCGCUGGCACAUAGACACCAUAAUGGAAACUCUAAUCACCGCUGGAGAGAGUGUUCGUGAUGAUGCUGUCUCACACCUUAUUCAGCUGAUCAGAGGUGCCAGCGAGCUGCACGCGUACAUCGUACAAAGGCUUUUCAAAGCAGUGAGAGAAGAUAUUGGACAGCAGCCAUUGGUUCAAGUGGCCUCCUGGUGUAUAGGGGAAUAUGGGGAUCUACUGGUGCUUGGGUCCUGUGAGGAUGAUGAGCCUGUACAGGUAACCGAGGAUGAGGUUCUGGAUGUCCUAGAGGGGAUACUGCAGUCCCAUAUCUCCAUGGCCAGCACACGAGCGUACACACUGACUGCUAUAAUGAAACUGAGCACCCGCUUCAAGCACUGUGUGGACCGCAUACGCCGCGUGGUGUCUAUAUACGGAAGCUGUCAUGACACGGAGUUACAGCAGAGAGCGGUGGAAUACAAUGCCCUAUUCAAGAAAUACGACCACAUGAGAUCAGCCAUCUUGGAAAAGAUGCCAAUAGAAGACAAAUCCGUUGAAGAGAGAGAGAGAUCCGGAGAGAGUCAUCCCAUCCCCGAAGAUAGCAGACCACCACCCGUGAACUCACACCAAAACCUUCCUGCAUCAGUACCGCCAGUGAGCCAGGUUGAAGAUCUCUUGGGGUUGUUGGAUGAGAGUGCUGACAAUCUGAUUACACGAAUACCCACUGCAAUCCCAAAGACUACCCAAAUUGUUCCCAAUGGUGGCAGUCUAUUGGAUCUCUUGGACGAAACGCUAGCCCCAGCGUUGCCUCCUUUGGUUGUAUAUAAUAAUGGUGGACUCAACGUGGAGUUUUCUUUUGUGCGCCCCCCCUCAAAUCCGGCACUUCUAGUUAUUACCUCCUGUGCAACCAAUUCCUCUUCUGCAGACAUUACAGACUUCCAGUUGCAGGCAGCCGUGCCCAAGAAUAUUCAGCUCCAGCUUCAGGCUCCCAGUGGUACUUUACUUGAUGCAUCUGGUACAGGAUCUGUGACACAAUCUAUCCGGGUCCUCAAUCCUCAGAAGAUUCCUCUAAAGAUGCGUCUUCGUUUUUCCUUCUCACACAAUGGAAAAUCCGUUCAGGAAACUUGUGAAAUUAGUAAUUUCCCGGUAGGGACAUGGCAAUGACCUGAUGGGAAAGAGUUGGCUUUAAUGGGACACUGAGAUGCAAAGGAUGUAAGUGCAGACAGGGGGAACUAACAUGCCCAACAUAACCAUCAUUAACCAUCAUUGUGUACCAUCAAAACGGAGUAAAAAGUAUCGGACAGACUGGGUCAUGUUACUAGGAUGUAUUACAAACGGAUGAAGCAUCACACAAAGUAUUUGAUACAUUUGAGAUUUGCUGAGAAAGUGGGUGUCUCAUUUAUGAAGAUGAAGAAAGGGUCAGUGUGUUUGCUAUAAUAUAUGCCCAAAGGAACUUUUAAUAAAUAUUUUUGCUUUAAUUGCUUGCAAUUUUAAGGUGUCUUGUGUAUUCUGGAUACAUAAUAUAAAUGGUUAGUAAAAACUGAAUAUUCUUAUCCGA
Molecule: messenger RNA, 2964 nt
Organism: Spea bombifrons (plains spadefoot toad)
Lineage: Eukaryota; Metazoa; Chordata; Amphibia; Anura; Pelobatidae
Gene: AP1G2
Product: adaptor related protein complex 1 subunit gamma 2
Exons: 21
Coding region: 192-2570 (792 amino acids)
Biological process (GO): intracellular protein transport; Golgi to vacuole transport; receptor-mediated endocytosis
Cellular component (GO): AP-1 adaptor complex; membrane coat; Golgi apparatus
Molecular function (GO): clathrin-cargo adaptor activity
Source: RefSeq, a predicted model, not a curated record